This is a messenger RNA of Microthlaspi erraticum, 864 nucleotides long. The record is from the annotation of a GenBank genome assembly. Lineage: Eukaryota; Viridiplantae; Streptophyta; Magnoliopsida; Brassicales; Brassicaceae.
AUGAUGUUACCAGAAGUAUGCGUCGCGAAUAUCCUCUCCUUCACAACUCCGGCAGACACGUUCUCGUCGGCGGCUGUCUCGUCGGUUUUCCGGGUCGCCGGAGACUCUGAUUUCGUGUGGGAGAAGUUUCUACCGUCCGAUUACAAACUCCUCAUCUCUAGAUCGACUGAUCAUCAUCAUCGGACUUUCUCCUCCAAAAAAGAGAUCUAUCAAUGUCUCUGUGAAUCAAUUCUCAUCGAUCAUGGCAGAAAAAUUUUUAAGAUCGAGAAGCUUUCCGGGAAAAUAUCGUAUGUUCUAUCGCCAAGAGAACUAUCCAUAACUUGGAGCGAGCAACGAAAUUACUGGUUUUGGAGCCGUCGAUCAGAUUCAAGAUUUCCAGAAGGGACCGAACUUAUAAUGACAGAUUGGUUAGAAAUCAACAGAAUAAUCAAAACCGGAGCUUUAUCGCCCAACACAAAUUACGGAGCUUAUCUUAUUAUGAAAGUGGCGCCACAAGCAUAUGGACUAGACUUAGUUCCGGCUGAGGCAUCGAUAAAAGUGGGAAAUGGUGAAAAGAUAAUAAAGACAACUUAUCUAACUUGCUUGGAUAACAAGAAACAGCAAAUGGAGCGUCUGGUUUACGGACAGAGGACGGCAAUGACUGCGAAGGACGAGGCUGUCGGCGCUCACCGGAGGGAGCCAGAGCUGAGAGACGACGGGUGGAUGGAGAUAGAGCUCGGAGAGUUUCAGACGGGACGAGGCGGCAAGGAGGAGGAGGACAAGGAGGUUGCUAUGAGUCUAACCGAAGUUAAAGGCUAUCAGUUGAAGAGUGGGAUUGCCAUUGAUGGGAUUGAAGUGAGGCCUAAGCAGUCCCGACAAAACUAG